Messenger RNA from Diaporthe citri, 1584 nucleotides. RefSeq lists its product as uncharacterized. Lineage: Eukaryota; Fungi; Ascomycota; Sordariomycetes; Diaporthales; Diaporthaceae. Gene Ontology annotation, molecular function: acyltransferase activity, transferring groups other than amino-acyl groups. The record is from RefSeq and is a predicted model, not a curated record. The transcript is spliced from 4 exons. The coding region runs from base 1 to 1584 and encodes 527 amino acids.
AUGGUCUUGGAGAUGAUAACAGGAUAUGUCGCAGACACGCUUCCAGGCACGGAUCACAUCAAGAAGCCUGGAGCGAUGCUCAUACAGGAUGCUCCGUCCCACAUUCCUUUUUCAAAUAUUCUUGAGCAUGGAGACAUUGUACUCCUGCUGACACCCGUCGUCCGCCCUGUCGAACAAGGCUCUACCCAGGAUCCCUUCGAGCCCCUCGGGAGAGGGCUGGCCAGGUACCACCCAUGGAUUCGGCACGUUCCGUAUACAGCAACAGCCGGCAUCACCAGCACUCAUGUCGCCUUCAUCAAGAGGGCAAAGAUUGUGGUCUUUGUCAUCUCGGGACCGCCCAGCCCGGGACAGCCUUCUCAGGUGGCCCUGUCUAGCAUCGCGCAGGCGGCCGGAGAUCAUCGCCCACACGUGGUCGUCGCCUGUUGCGAUGUGCAGGAACUUGAGUCCGCCACGUCCAUAUUCCCAACGAUUGUACAGCUCCCUGGCUACUCGCGACACGACCUGGAUAUUGGCGCAGACAUUCUGUACCACGGACAGCCAAGGCAGACCGCACCGACGCCAGAAAUCCCGAGUGCGCAGCCCAAGGAUUUUACGCACAGGUGGGUUGUCAAGGGGUUUAACGUGGCGACCGACACGCAAGCGGUCUAUGAUCUUUGGUGCCAGAGCAUGCCAAAACAAUUCAACCUCACCCGGCACCGUCUCAUGAGCCUUUUGCAGCGAGAUGGCUACGCGAAGCACCUGGUGGCCAGGGCCUCUGAGACCGGGCCGAUCCUGGGAUUCUGUGCCACUUAUAUCACCUACCUGGACAGCAAGGGAGAGGUCCUCGUGGGAUCAAUCGCCGCAGUCGUCGUUGAGGCUGCGCACAGGGGCCGGGGUAUCGGCCGGAUACUGCAUGACGCAGGUCUCAAGGAAUUCUCAAAGACACGAGGCGUCAGCCGGCUGCAGCUGGGCAGCACGUUCCCUCGGCUUCUGUACGGUCUGCCUGUCGAUGACCCCUCUGAGGGGUGGUUCAGACGACGUGGCUGGAAUAUGGACUGCAAUGCGGCCGGCACGGGGCAGGAAGUCGCGGACUGGGUGCUUGCGUUCAACGAGUGGCCGACUGGUGGGCUGCCGCCCAUUGGUGUCACCUUCAGGCCCUGCGGAGACAUGGACUUCGACAGGGUCCUGGACAUUGUCGAGCAGGACUCGGAGCGGAACGGCAACAUGGCCUGGUACGACCAGUAUGCAAAGCUUGCCGAUUCGAUGUCCAUGAGCGACAUCGUUAUAGGCCUGCGUGGCGAUGCCAUCGUUGCGACGGCUAUAACGUAUCUCAUGCGCUCCGAAAACCCGUCGGCGGACGACAUACCUUGGGCUGGUGCCAUUUCAGAGGACACGGGAGGUGUUACGUGCAUUUGUAUCACUGACAAUGACCCGUCGAGGAGAGACUCGAUCAUGGUCAGGCUUUUGGACGCUUGCGUGCAAGGACUGCGUCAAAGAGGCAUGGGGAGGAUGUACAUUGAUGCGGCAAAAGGGGGCGAUGCCGGCUUUCAGUCCAUAGGCUUCCAGAAGUGGGCCAGAUACAGAGACGUGUGGCGGGAUGUAUAA